Messenger RNA from Saccharomyces paradoxus, 1824 nucleotides. It is a transcript of the gene TAX4, whose product is annotated as Tax4p. The coding region runs from base 1 to 1824 and encodes 607 amino acids. NCBI's taxonomy places the organism in Eukaryota, Fungi, Ascomycota, Saccharomycetes, Saccharomycetales, Saccharomycetaceae. Gene Ontology annotation, molecular function: protein binding. The record is from RefSeq and is a predicted model, not a curated record. The transcript has a single exon.
AUGCUCUUCCCCAAGAAAAAGCAUUCCGGAAACCUUGCCGUGGUGGAAUUGCCGAAGGAAGCCCUCCAAGAUUCUUUGACUGCUGCUCAGAUUACUUUCAAGAGAUACACCCACCCCAAUGGUAGAGCCGGUAGUACAGAGAGGCCAGGUCACUUAAAGGUUGAAUCUGCACCUGUGCUUAAAUCCGAGGUUUCCUCACCGAGGAUGAGACAACCUGAACCGAGAAGUAUAAAUCAUCAGUACUCUAGGGAAACGCUUUCCGGUCAUUCUGAAGCCGUUUCCGUACCGACAACUCCUUUGGGGACGAUUCAUUAUGAUACAAGGAAUAGAGCGUCAAAUUCGCCAAGUAGCAUAGCAGCUGCAGAGGCAGCUGCUUACUUGGCCCACACAAAUUCAUUUAGUAACAGACCAUCCGGUAUCGGCAGCCGGGAUUCGGUUAUGGAUGUUGAAACAAAACCGCCACGUGCUCCUUCAGCUUUGAAAAAUGAGCUGCAAUUGAACAGAAUGAGAUUACCUCCCCCACCAUAUGACAACACUGUUCGUUCACGAUCUAUUUCUCCACAAGUGUCCUACUCUACCUCACUGUCAUCAUCGUGUUCCAUAAGUUCCGAUGGAGAAGAAACUUCUUAUAAAGAACGAAGCACUGAUGAGAUAUUCCCUCCAGAACCUUCCAUUUCUUCUUAUAGCCUCGCAUCCAAAGCCUCUGCUAAGGCCUCUCAGGCAGACGCCUCACAGCGGCAGCAAGAGUCAGACUAUACAGCAAUGAAUAAACUCAAUGGCGGAAAUAUAAUAUAUAAGGGUACUCUACCCGAUCUGAUACCGCGAAGCCAAAGGAAGGCAAGCAAACCAAGGUUCAAGCGCAAACUUCUACGAUCGCUUGAUGACAAUGGCCAGCAACAAGAAAAUUUAUCACGUGUAUAUUCGGACCAGAAGCAAAAUGGUAGGGCCAUUAUAAACACGCAGCAAAAUGUAAAGCUAAAGACAACUAUGAGGCGUGGCAAGUAUGCAAUAACAGAAAAUGAUGAAACGUUCCCCUACGACAGAAAGUCAGUAUCAUCAGAUUCAGACACGGACGAAGAUUCUAAUAUAAUGGAGGUCAAGGACAAGAAGAAGAAAAGCCGCCGUUCCAAGAUAAAAAAGGGUUUGAAAACAACAGCAGCCGUAGUUGGGAGUAGUACCUCUGUACUUCCAUUCCCCCAUCAUCAUCACCACCAUCAUCAACUCCAUAACCCAAAUUCUCAUCAUUUGCACGCACAUCAUUAUACAAACCCUCACAAAUUCAAUGAAGAUAAACCGUGGAAAUCUCAUAGAGAUCUCGGGUUUAUUACUGAACAGGAAAGAAAAAGAUACGAGUCCAUGUGGGUGUCAAACAGGUACUCAUAUUUGCGCUUGCUGCCGUGGUGGCCCUCUCUCACGAAUGAAGACGACGAGUCUCGCCCACAGCCGUUAAAUUUACCACAAGACGGCUUGAUGCUAAAUUUAGUCGUGAAAGAUAUAUGGUAUCGAUCGAAUCUGCCCACGGACCUUCUAGUACAAAUAUACAAUAUGGUGGACACAAGAAAAGAUGGUACUUUGGACAGAAAAUCAUUCAUAGUGGGCAUGUGGCUAGUCGAUCAAUGCCUCUAUGGCCGAAAGCUGACCAAUGAACUGGACCAAAGAGUUUGGAAUAGCGUUGACGGCUAUGUUCUGGGUACGAUUAACGUGAAACCUUCCAUCCCUGACCCUUAUCACAAUGCUAAUAACCCGAUAGAUAAGCCGUCAAAGCUUUCAGUACGGCAGGAACUGAAAAACAUCAAACGCGAUCUCCGCAAUGUCAGAAUAUGA